GCUAUACUUUUUUUAUGUUUCCAAUUAGAUGUCGAUUUUGCAUUUUGUUUUUGCGUUAUUAAAGAGGAGUCUUGUUAUGAUUUCAGUUAGAUUGAAUAAAAUAGUAUCUAUUAACGGUUUGUGAUAAUCGCCUGUGUGGAACCUUGCUGAUCGAUAUUUUAAAUUCGUAUUGAUUAUCUGCCGUUACACCGUAUGUGACAGAAUAAUGUAUAGAAAAUUACGUUUACUGUUAAACGUAAAUUAUAUUUCUUUUUUGGUUUGUUUAAAGUGUGCUUUAAUCGAUAUUUGUCGUCACCAAGGGGAACCUGCUAGUCACCUGUUUCUGUUUGAAUGACAUUUUAGACAAAUCCGCGAUAUUCUCGUCCCUCGUUCUUAAAUUUCCCGAAGGAUCCAAUUUCUUUUACAAUCGUUAGGUUUGUCAGCGUUGGACUUCAUAAAACUGUAUUAUCCCUAAAAUUUCAAAAGGAUACAAAAUGCGUGAGAUUGUUCAUAUCCAAGCUGGUCAAUGCGGCAAUCAAAUUGGAGCCAAGUUUUGGGAGGUGAUUUCGGAUGAGCACGGCAUCGAUCCUACAGGUUCCUAUCAUGGGGAUUCGGAUCUCCAGUUGGAACGAAUCAACGUGUACUACAGUGAAGCCACUGGACCGAAAUAUGUGCCUCGCGCGAUUCUGAUUGAUCUCGAGCCCGGUACGAUGGACUCCGUGCGCUCAGGAUCGUUCGGACAGAUAUUUCGACCAGACAAUUUCGUAUUCGGACAAUCGGGGGCUGGCAAUAACUGGGCCAAGGGUCAUUACACCGAAGGUGCCGAGUUAGUGGACUCAGUGCUCGAUGUAGUGAGAAAAGAGGCGGAAGGCUGCGAUUGUCUCCAGGGUUUUCAACUCACACACUCGCUGGGAGGUGGUACCGGGUCCGGAAUGGGCACUCUGCUCAUCACGAAGAUCCGAGAAGAGUACCCGGAUAGAAUCAUGAGCACAUUCUCCGUAGUACCCUCUCCCAAGGUCUCCGACACCGUUGUGGAGCCCUAUAACGCUACUCUGUCGGUUUACCAAUUAGUGGAGAACACUGAUCAAGCUUAUUGCAUCGACAACGAAGCCCUUUAUGACAUUUGUUUCCGUACUCUGAAGCUGUCUACUCCUACGUACGGUGAUCUAAAUCACUUGGUUUCCGCUACCAUGUCCGGUGUGACAACCUGUCUAAGAUUUCCCGGUCAACUGAACGCUGAUCUGAGGAAACUCGCGGUAAACAUGGUGCCGUUUCCCCGACUACAUUUCUUCAUGCCCGGUUUCGCGCCACUUACGUCCCGAGGUAGCCAACAGUACCGUGCGCUUUCCGUGCCGGAGCUCACCCAGCAAAUGUUCGACUCCAAGAACAUGAUGGCAGCUUGUGAUCCUCGUCAUGGUCGUUAUCUGACUGUGGCGGCCGUCUUCAGAGGUAGGAUGUCCAUGAAGGAGGUGGACGAGCAAAUGCUCAACAUCCAGAACAAGAAUAGCUCAUACUUUGUCGAGUGGAUACCAAAUAACGUGAAAACCGCCGUCUGUGACAUUCCACCCCGCGGCCUCAAGAUGUCUGCCACCUUUAUCGGCAACUCGACAGCUAUUCAAGAAUUAUUCAAGAGAAUUUCUGAACAGUUCUCUGCCAUGUUCAGAAGGAAAGCUUUCCUGCACUGGUAUACUGGUGAAGGUAUGGACGAGUUGGAAUUCAACGAAGCGGAGUCAAACAUGAACGACCUGGUGUCGGAAUAUCAACAAUAUCAGGACGCGACAGUGGAGGAUGAGGAGUUGACGGACGAGUAGAAAAUGAAGAAAUAGAAGAAAGAGGAAUGGAGAAGCACGUUCACGUUUACAAGUUUCUUUUUCGACGGUGCAUGUUUUAUUUUGACUUGUUUACUUAUUUUUUAGUAAUCUUUUACAAUAUUUUAUAUGUCGAUAGUAU
Molecule: messenger RNA, 1929 nt
Organism: Odontomachus brunneus
Lineage: Eukaryota; Metazoa; Arthropoda; Insecta; Hymenoptera; Formicidae
Product: tubulin beta chain-like
Exons: 3
Coding region: 474-1790 (438 amino acids)
Biological process (GO): microtubule cytoskeleton organization; mitotic cell cycle
Cellular component (GO): cytoplasm; microtubule
Molecular function (GO): structural constituent of cytoskeleton; GTP binding; GTPase activity
Source: RefSeq, a predicted model, not a curated record